AUGGACAACUACGAUGACAAUGACGCCGGCCAAGUUAUAUGGCGCACACGUAGCGAAACUCCAGCAGACGCCCACGCCCACGCCCACGUGGGCACCUCCACCCAAUCCAGCCACUGCAACCCACUGAAUUCAACCCGGCCAAACGACUUGGCGCAGGACAAUGGCGGAAUGCAAAUGGCACACGGACGUGGGGGAUGGAUGAACACGGCGCGAAAAUGUAUAUGCAACAUUGGCCAUCGGACUGGCGCAAUCAUCCAAGCAUCACCAUUGGCCACCAGCCGGGAUCCGCAUCCGACGGAUCCGGGGCAGCACUCGGAAAGCGAAAUGCUGCAAAUAGCGUCGGGGAAUCGGGAGGAAGGCCAGGUGGUGGAACUGAAGAAGACCAAGUACUUGCCCUACCUGUUCAACCUGGUCAUGCCGAAGUCGUUCUACCACAGCCAUAACAGAAUCGUGGUGGCCCGGCUCUACUCCAAUGUCCAUAAGCACGACAAGCAGGCAGCCGAGUUCUUCGAGGGCUUCCAGACGCCCUGCUUCGAGGUGCCGGCUUCCAUGUUCCCGGGUGAGGCGCCGCUGAACAAGAUCGUCUUCAUGCCCCCGGUGAUGUUGCCCAUGGGCUUUGAAGCCGGAGGCGUUUUUGGCCCGGGUGUUCUGCCACGGCGUUCCUAUCCCAUCGACCUGACGGCCUCGGGUCACAAGGGUCAAUCGCCACCGCUGUUCGUCGGUCUGCGCAGGCUGUACGUCCAGCUGCCGUCGGAGAUCGAGAGUUUCCUGGACAAGAUGGGCGAGUUCCCGGCCACCCAGGACACAUUGGUGUACGGGAUGCGUCGCUCCAAUCAGCUUGUAAAAGAGGAACAGGCACAGGAACUAAUGCUUCGCAAUGACUUGUCCUUGUCGAUGGCCUACAACUUGCCGGCUCCACCGACUCCACCGUCGCCCUAUCCCUAUCGCCAUGUCCCGGUGCAGUACAACAUAUACACCCCGGAUCUGUCCAAUGUGCUGAUGAUGAUGCCGCACCAGCGCAAACUAACGGUGGCCAUUCUGUCCACCGUCAACAAUCCGCAUGUUCCCUCGGUGGCACUCGCCACCAUGGGCGAUGAGGAGUGCCCCAAGUUCGAGCUGCCCAGCGAUGUCUUCCCCAUCUGUGAGGGCGUCAAUCGCCCAAUCUUUCUGCCCAGGCGUUUCUUGCCCAAGGGAUUCGAGUCCGGCUGCGUCUUCAAGCCGGGAAGUCUUUCCGAGCUGUGGUUCAUGGGCUACAUGGGUCGUUUCAGUCCUCCACAACCGCAGCACAACUGUGCCAUCACACCACCGCUGUUCGUGGGAAAGAUCUCCCGCGUCGUGUUGGCCUUCGACUUGAUGAAGAACAUCCAAAUGGAGUACGGAGCUGCUCAGUCUUCGGCUCAGUCAGAGGGAUCGCUCAAUGCUGUCGAGCCUAAGAAGCCCAACGUUCCCAUUACCAAGGGCUUUUUGGUAAUGGAAACGGAGCACCCGACGCCUCCAAGUGGUGGUUACAGUUUGCAAAGCUACCAAGAGGGCAGUGCUAAAGGAUGCGUUGUGAAGGUCGAAAAAGGUGAGACUCAAGAAAUGGAUGAAGCACAUCCAACCAAAGAGGAAUCGAAAUCGGAGGAGGAAGGUGAAGUCCAGUCAGGAAGUCAGGAGGAGAAGUACCUCUCGUGGUUCAAAGUUGAUAGCGACAUUGAUCUGAUUGCCGAGACCAUGGUCGACAUGGGCACUGCCCAAAUGAGUCUGAUCGAUGAGGAGGCACUGCCAGGAGUCGAUGGUGCGUGCGUCUUGAAUCAGCUGCGCGAGGUCUUCGAGGAUCGCAACGAGAUUCGCCAGAACAUUGACCAGUUGAUACAUGAUCACAUCUAUAGGAUGAAUCGUGACCGCAUGCUGGCCCUGCGCCUACCAAUUCGCACUUGUUUCAGGUGCGGCUUGCUCCCCUGUAGGCACUUUUGA
Molecule: messenger RNA, 1956 nt
Organism: Drosophila erecta
Lineage: Eukaryota; Metazoa; Arthropoda; Insecta; Diptera; Drosophilidae
Product: DM7 family protein GG19680
Exons: 2
Coding region: 1-1956 (651 amino acids)
Source: RefSeq, a predicted model, not a curated record